AUGAAGACCUUUGCUCUUACUUUCGCCAUUUCCUGCCCUGGUGUUCAUGUCUUUGGAGCCCGGGAGACGACAGCCUCAGCUGGGUUUGGUUCAUCUGCCACCGUUGUCGACAUGGUGACCCAGGCCUACUCGGGUUCCACCUCUGUGGCCAUCGACUAUCCGGCCUGCGGAGGCCAGUCGUCCUGCGGCGGUGUCAGCUACGCCGACUCGGCGAAGGAGGGUGUCGAGGCCGUCACCACCGCCGUCAACGACUUUGCCGAGGAGUGCCCAGACUCGCAAAUCGUGCUGGUUGGGUAUUCACAGGGCGGACAGAUCAUGGACGAUGCGCUGUGUGGAGGCGGCGACACUGCCGAGGGCAUCACCAGCACCGCGGUGCCGUUGUCCGCGGCGGCUGUCAGUCAGAUCAAGGCGGCUAUCUUCAUGGGCGACCCUCGUUUCGUGAGCGGUCUUUCUUAUGAGGUUGGGACAUGCGAGGCGGGCGGAUUUGAUGCUCGGACCGCUGGUUUUACCUGCCCGAGCGCGGCCAAGAUCCAGUCAUACUGCGACUCCUCGGACCCUUACUGCUGCAACGGUGAUGAUGCCGCCACACACGAAGGCUAUGGCUCGGAGUAUGGACAGCAAGCCUUCGCGUUCAUCCAGAGCAAGCUGAACUCGUCGUCUACAUGA
Cryphonectria parasitica EP155 is the source of this 666-nucleotide messenger RNA. RefSeq names its product family 5 carbohydrate esterase. The coding region runs from base 1 to 666 and encodes 221 amino acids. Gene Ontology annotation, molecular function: hydrolase activity. The transcript is spliced from 3 exons. Lineage: Eukaryota; Fungi; Ascomycota; Sordariomycetes; Diaporthales; Cryphonectriaceae. The record is from RefSeq and is a predicted model, not a curated record.